CUGAAAGUCAGUACUGUCAUUCAAAGUACAACUCCAAAGACGCAAAAUCAACAUGCAGCUCACCCUCCUUUCGUUCCUGCCCCUCGUUUUGGCCAACCCGCUCACCCUUCACGAGCGCCAGUCCGAACCGCAAAUCACGUCCAUGACCGCGACUGGCGACGGCUGCCCGUCGGGAACCUUCAGCACCCUAAUCGGCGGGGAAGGCAACAAGAGCGGCAAGGCUUCCUUCGACGUGUUCGACAUCAUUGCCGGCCAUGACCUCUCCGUUUCCAACAAAACUUUGAGCUGCGACGUCUCCGUGGCCGUCUCAUUCCCCGGCACCUGCAAGCAGGCCGUCUUGAAGACAAGGACCGAUGCAUUCGUGUUGGUGGCGAUGGCCGAAGGAGCCACGGCCAGAGUGUCGUCCCAGUUCAGCGUUCUCGACGGCUCCGGCGGUGGAAGCCCCCCGGACUUGGUGUACACCAGCCAGCCCGGCCAGAACGUCGAGGACGACAUUGGCCGCAACUGGAAUGUCAGCAUAUCGGCGACCGGUGCCAUGGCCACGCUUGUGGCUCAUCUCGAGAUUUUUCUGGACUCGCCGAACGCGGAGUUGAUCUCGCGCGUGACAUUGGACGGGUUUGGGCUGCUCGUUUCCCAGGAGGGUGUGUGUUGAAGAUAUCGACUGUAGGCAGCCGCUUCAUCAAGUGUUGGGGGCCGAGAGUCAAAGCCAAAGAAAGGACUAACUUACGGCUCUGGUUGCGGUCGAUGGCAUGUUGCGCUGAGAGGUACCAGCUAAAACUGAAGUUUAACAACCCAAGAUUCGUCCCCACCUUAUUCAGACAUCUCAGAAUUUUUCGAUGCCAUGUGCCUAUG
Molecule: messenger RNA, 852 nt
Organism: Parathielavia appendiculata
Lineage: Eukaryota; Fungi; Ascomycota; Sordariomycetes; Sordariales; Chaetomiaceae
Exons: 1
Coding region: 53-652 (199 amino acids)
Source: RefSeq, a predicted model, not a curated record